Molecule: messenger RNA, 2881 nt
Organism: Cylicocyclus nassatus
Lineage: Eukaryota; Metazoa; Nematoda; Chromadorea; Rhabditida; Strongylidae
Source: the annotation of a GenBank genome assembly
GCGCGUUCUGUGCUCAUCUUCGCGAUUUACACCAAGAAGUGUGCCUUUCAGUUGCAAGUGCUGAUUUUGGGUAUCUGCGGUGAACGGCAAACGUUCCAAUCAAUCGUGACUGGUGGCGAGUUUUUCUCGAUCGCAGACGAUCCGAAAUCAUCCACUCCGCGAUGCCAACGAAUCUCAGUCCAGUCGAUGAAAGUGCUAGCUCAUCGACCGUGGUGGAGCCACCAUCUACUAAAAAGGCUGACCAAAUAACAUUAGUGCCUAAACGAGUGCGCUGUGCUGUAUCCAUGCGUGCUGAUGAUACAGACAAAUGGGGCCAUGACUCGCUGGAUGAACGAGAAGAUUAUCAACUUGUUCUUCGCGAUUCGUCCAUAAAGAAUGAGCUCCUGAAUCGUUUGAACACUUUUCGGUGUAACAGGGAACUCUGCGACAUCGUACUUUUUGUAAGAGAACGAGAGAUAUUUGCUCAUAAAGUAGUGCUGGCCGCAGUUUCUCCCGCUCUGUUUGAUAUGUUCUUAACAGAAGACGAAGAGGAGAAUGGAGGUUCUACUGGUGGAUCGAGUGAGAAUGUUCAUGACCCUGGUCAGUUCACUACUACGCUGACCGUUGCACCUUCAACGAAAAAGCCUAUGGCUUAUUUUGAUUUUGCUCAAACUGAUUACGAAUGCUUUGAAGCUCUUGUCAACUUUGCAUAUACUUCCUACCUCGAAAUUAGCUCGAAGAAGGUUGCUGAACUGUACAAAACUGCUUUUGCUCUCCAAAUGACACCUGUUGUAAAAGCUUGCGCAAAUUUUCUUGCCGACAACCUCAAUCUUAAAAACUGCAUAGGAAUUCGACGUCAAGCUAAUUUCAACAAUGAUGUUUAUUUAAUGAGUAAAGUCGAUACGUUCAUCCAAGAAAACUUCCCAAAGAUUGUCGACGACAGUGUGGAAUUUACGCAGCUACCUUGCAUCAGGACCCGAAUUAUCGUACCAGCAGAGGAUGGCCGACCUAUUGAAAGAGUUUCGGUAGAAAGAGGAAUGAGUAUUGCACAAAGUACCCUUGACUAUUUCAAUAGGCUACCUCACGAUAGGAUAGAACAUUCAAUAGAGACGCUAAUUCACAAGACUACCCUACUCUACUUCGAAGAUGACUUUCGACUAACAGAUUGCGCAGACUUGGAUGAUAAAUCCUCUGUCGGUAGCUGUGAUAUCAUUCAGGAUUAUAAGAAGAGUGGCAAAGAUGUGGCGAAAGCGGUGACAAAUGGGUCCAUGGAUGCGUCAUUCAAUGCUCCUAUCCAGCAUCGCGUAACUGGAGCAGUCCCAGUACGACUGAAUGCCAGUCGUGUACCGAAUGUGCGAUACUCAUCUACAGAAAGUUUGAAGUCGCUGGAUUCCACAGACAGCGAUCCGCAAGAUACCAUUGAAACGAGGCUCAUUGCCAUACACCAGACUUCCUCUGACUAUUGGGUCGCUCUCUGUGUUCUUUACCGUCGGCUUGUAGUUCUGAGCAUACAGCUGACAGAUGAUGAAGAUAUUACAAAAACUAAGAAUAACGGAGGCAGCGUCGAUCCACAAAAAACAGCGUUAUUGUCGCGAUUAAUCACAUGCACAGGAAGUCAAAGACGGCCACUAGCCUGCAUGAAUGGAGCGCGUUGUUCAAUUGGGGCAUCAUUUGUAAAUGGAAAAAUUAUUGUUUGCGGUGGCUACGACCGAGGUGAAUGCUUGAAAUCUGUGGAAGAAUAUGACGUGAUGACUGGUGAGUGGAAGCAGAUGCAUCCCAUGUUAGAAGAACGAGGACGAUUUGACAGCGCUGUCUUGAAUGGAUUGGUCUAUGCUAUUGCCGGAAGUAAUGGCAACAACGAUCUGAAGACUGCUGAAGUUUUUAAUCCGAAGACCAACCAAUGGUCUCCGAUUCCACCGCUCAGUAAGCCGAGAAGCCAUAAUGGUUGUGCAACUUUGGAUGGUUUCAUAUUUUGUGUGGGAGGUUCAUGCGAUCAAGAGGUGUUGAAGGAAUGUGAGCGAUUCGAUGUUUCGCGGCAGGUUUGGGAGCCAAUAGCACCUAUGGAGUUAGCUCGAUAUCAAGCAGGAGUCGUCGCUUGGCGCGGUCUCAUCGUGGCAUGUGGAGGAUGCGACAGAUGGAAUUGUAUGGAUACAGUGGAAGCGUAUGAUCCGAAAACGAAUACAUGGCGGAUGCUGCCGAAACUGCGCACUGCGAGAAGAGGAUGUGCUGUGGCUGUUGUACGUGACACGCUGUACGUGAUUGGCGGACACGACGGUCAGCAAUCGCUAUCAUCCGUUGAAGUGCUCGAUCAUCCGGCCGCCGCCUGGCGUCCCGGACUACCUCUCACAACGCCUAGGGCCAACACGCAUGCGGUAGUGACAGCUGGAAAUGUGAUCUAUGCAAUCGGUGGAUUCAAUGGAAACCAAUUUCUCAAUACGAUAGAACUGAUGGACAGCGAGUUGAUGGGAUGGCGAAAUUGGCAUUUAUGUGAUGUUGCCCCUCUCACAGAAGAGGAGGAAGACGAGCCAUCUUCUCCUGCCCCUAAAAAGCCACAAGAUUCGAAUACCAAAGCAAAAGCCGUGGAAGUUGCUUGAACUCGCGUUAAAUUGCAUUUUGCAGAUUCUCAGCAUGGUUUGUACAUAAAUUCUUGAAAAUGAACUUCUUCGUUCAUUGCUGUUAUUUUAUGUGAUUGUUUUAUCCAGGUAAUAACUUAUGAUAUGAGUUGUGCAGGUAGCUCCUCUCUUUCUUUCAUACUCUCCUCUUCUGUUCCUUUUCUGUUGUACUCUAUAUCGAAAACGGUUUGUUUGAAAAAAGCGUUCAAAGCUGUUUUACAGAAAAAUUUGAUGACUUGAUCACGUACGGUUAUGAUUAUCUGCUAACAUUUGGAUUAAUAAAAAUGGAU